This is a messenger RNA of Manduca sexta (tobacco hornworm), 1945 nucleotides long. Its product is annotated as cathepsin L-like proteinase. Lineage: Eukaryota; Metazoa; Arthropoda; Insecta; Lepidoptera; Sphingidae. Gene Ontology annotation, molecular function: cysteine-type endopeptidase activity. Gene Ontology annotation, cellular component: lysosome. The record is from RefSeq and is a predicted model, not a curated record. The transcript has 13 exons. Bases 61 to 1686 code for a protein of 541 amino acids.
UCUAUCGUUGAUCAAUUUGCUAUAUUUGGCUGUCAGUGGUAAAAUUUGGUGGUAGAUACCAUGGAGUACCUACCAGCUGUAUUUAUCUUGUUUUUGAGUGUCCAUCAUUGCCUCUCCUAUUCAGUUGAUUACAGAAAUGAUUCGGAGGAUGAGCGAAUCCGCUGGCCUGCGGAGUACCACCUGAAGGGCGAAGAACUGAAUCUCAAGACCGGACUGAAGACAACGUUUGAGCUGUGGUCCAGUGAGAAUCUCAACCGGUACCGCAGGGACUACUUUGAUGGAGUAGAGAAGAUGUAUUACUACGGGACGUCUGAUGACGAAAACUCCACAGUGUAUUAUCUUUUCCCAAUCUCUGACGAAGAAAGCGUCAACACUAUCGUGUGUAUGGAAACGGAGGUCGAAAAUGGUCACAAGUUCUUACCAAAGUUGUCAAAGUUAAAACAGACAGGUACAGCAAAGUUUGAAGAUAAGGAAGUUCAGAAAUGGGAGUUAACAAAUAUCAUGGGGAAGAUGAGGGUGGAAAUAUCGGCUUACACUUACACUGUGGGAGACUACUACGUACCCGUUCAAAUCACAAUAAAAGCUUAUAAUUUGGAUAAGGGGCGGUUGGAAUCUCAUACUAUGACGGAUUACUACGGCUUUUCAAGUGAAGUGGACGAGACUGAUUUAGACGUCGAUUGGGAGCCAGUAGUGUGCGAAGAAGAGGCAACGUUUUGGGAAAGACAUGACAUUGGCAAAUUGAGUCCCGGAAGGAAGCAUCACGUCGACCUGGCGUUUAGAAGGUUUGCGUCUCAACAUAAUAGGCUUUACGAUGACGACGAGCAUGAGACAAGAAAAGCUAUUUUCCACGAUAAUUGGAAGCAAGUAGUCGAACACAACAAUAAAAAUUUGGGAUACAAAUUGGAGCUGAACAAAUAUGCAGACUGGACUGACGAAGAGUUCGCAGUCCUCACGGGCCUGAGACCUUCGGAUCGGGACUUAGGCGCUGUGCCCUUCCCUCACACUGACAAGGAGGUGGAAGCUAUAGUCCAGGACCUUCCUGAAGAGCUGGACCUCAGGUUGGAGGGCGUGAUCACUCCUGUUAAAAAUCAAGGGAACUGCGGGUCUUGCUGGGCAUUCUCUUCCGUCGCCGCUGUAGAAGCGACGUUGGCGUUGAAGAAUGGCGGCAGGAACCUAGAGUUGAGCGAGCAAUCAUUGGUUGACUGCGCGUGGGGCUUCGAAGCCAUGGGAUGUAACGGAGCCUCGCCUGAUAGCGGCUUCAAGUAUAUUCUGGAACAUGGAGUUCCAACAGAUAUGGAAUAUGGACCUUAUUUGGAAAAGAACGGUUUCUGCGAAGCUCGCAACAUGAGCAAGCUUUACCACAUUACUGGCUUCGGGCGGGUGACUCCUCGCAAUCCUGAUGCCAUGAAGGUUGUGCUCAAUCGUUACGGGCCCGUCUUGGUCGCCAUCCACGCUGGAAAUUCCAUGAAGUUGUAUUCCAGUGGAGUUUUCUACGAUGUUAAUUGCGAAAAUUCUACUCCAAACCACGGUGUUGCACUGGUUGGAUACGGGGUUCGUGACGGGGAAUUAUACUGGAUGGUGAAGAACUCCUGGGGCGAGGACUGGGGAGAGGACGGCUACAUCCUCAUGUCAGCCACCAACAACAACUGCCUGCUUAUGGACAGCGGAUUCUAUGCGAUAGCUUAGACGUAGAAUACGAGGAUUCUUGGUAGAUAAAAUGUUACCUUGGAACGAAUGUCCACUGCCGCUUUUAACAAAAAAGGCGACUAUGUGUUCAUGCGUGCGUGUGUGCUGUUUCGACUACCUUUCAAAUGCUCAUCUCGGCCGGUGGAUAAACGCUUUCAGUAUUCAUUUUUAAUAUCAAGAAGCCUUUCUGAAUCCUCUCUUCUUUGUAUUAAAUGAUUAUACCUAUAGACUUUGUAAUUAAAUACCACGUGCUGUUGAA